This is a messenger RNA of Schistocerca americana (American grasshopper), 486 nucleotides long. RefSeq names its product cuticle protein 4.9-like. The record is from RefSeq and is a predicted model, not a curated record. Lineage: Eukaryota; Metazoa; Arthropoda; Insecta; Orthoptera; Acrididae. The coding region runs from base 145 to 372 and encodes 75 amino acids. The transcript is spliced from 2 exons.
GCAGCCCAGAGCAGAAGCCGCCAAGGACGGGGGCCGACCGCUCCGUAUAUAAGGGACCACUGGCCACCGCCGGGGCAUCACUCGACUUCCGAGGUUCCUCUGCUCUCUGGCCGCAGCUCGUCUCCAACCACCUCCGCCGACACCAUGAAGGCUUUCGUGUGCGCCGUCCUGAUGGCCCUGCUGGUGGCCGUGGCCUUCGCCGCUGAGGAGAAGGACCUGAAGGGCUCCGAGGCAGUGUAUGUGGCGUCGCCCUACGCGGCUACGUACGGCUACUACGGCUACCCCUACGCCGCCGCCGCCUACCGUGCCGCCCCCGUCGUCAGCGCCUACUCCGGCUACCCCUACGCCGCCUACCCUUACUACUACCGCUGAGGUCUCCGCGAGACUCCGCAGCUGACCACUCAACACAUGACGGAUCAACGCCACACCCAAACACACUUGCCUUAUAGCACACUUUUUUAAAAAUACAACUGUUUCACAAAACAA